This is a messenger RNA of Nerophis lumbriciformis (worm pipefish), 420 nucleotides long. Lineage: Eukaryota; Metazoa; Chordata; Actinopteri; Syngnathiformes; Syngnathidae. The record is from RefSeq and is a predicted model, not a curated record.
CCUGGGUGUGACGUCCCCAUUCAAAAUUCCUGUUGCAGCCUGUGAGCCGUACACCAUCAAAGGUGUCAUUGGUUUGUUUUGGAAACAUGAGUCAUCACUUUUUUGUCUCCCCCCGCCCGCCAGGGAUCGAGCUGUGCCUGCCGGGUUGGCGCUUCUCCAUGACCAUGGUGGCCAGUUUCGUGAUGCUGGGCGGGCAGCUGCUGAUGCCAGGUGUGGCUUACCUGUGUCGGGAUUGGCAGGUGCUCCAGGCCGUCAUCAUCUGUCCACUGCUGCUCAUGCUGUCCUACAUCUGGAUAUUCCCUGAGUCACUGCGUUGGCUGCUGGCCACUCAGCAGUACUGCCGCUCCAAGUGGAUCAUGGGACACAUUGCCAAGAAAAACUGCGUGAACAUGGAGCAUGACACCGACAACAUCCUGCCAG